UGUCUCUUACCUGUAUUCAUCCUAAACUUUAUUAUCCUCAUUAUAGAGAUCAAUUCUGAUAUGAUGCUUUUUUUAUUUAUAAAGGUCUUUUCCUCAAGUGUUACUUUAAAACCACUUUUGAGAGGUAUAUAAGGUAAAUGAAUAGACAGAUGGAAGCCUUUAAUCUAAUGGUUUCCUAUUUCUUCACAAUGGCACAAACAAAUUCCUUCAGUGGAUCUCUGAAGGGCAGGAAAUGCCAUGGGGUGAAUUCAGCCAUGCAUCCCCUUAUUAUUAUAAAACACACCUGCUAUUCAGAGUAAAACAGGUCUUUGCUGGUUUCUCAGGCCUCGUCUCCAGUGUCCCUGUAACUGGUCAUCUAUGACCCUAUUGUCCAGAUCAGCGACCUGCACUCAUAUAAAGCCACAAAUGACACAUGGGCCCUUCAGAAGGACAUCAGCACUCACCAUGAAGCUGACCAACAUCUGCCUGACUCUUCUAGUCUUGAUAAACGCUGUCCAUUCAGCAGCUAUGAGAGAAGGAAGUGGAGAUUUGUUACGUUUUUUGAAGGAUGCAUUUGAAAUGAAUCUGCCUCUUGACCACACUGAUCCAACACAGCUCUCAGAAAUGGCCCUAGCAACAGAGAAGAUUCUGGAUCCUGUACAUCCGACAGAUCCGACUGCAGAAUGUAAAGCCCCAGAAAUUGUUGUCAACUCUGCUGACUUUUCCAAUAAAACACCCAAACCAAAUCUGGUAGAUCUUGCAGAUGUUGCUGAAGAGAGAUCAGUUGAGAGUAGCAACUCAGACAGCAGAUUAGCAGAAAGAACAUCGGCUGAAGACAGCAGAGAAGGCGACAGCGACAAGAGGUUACAGCUGAGAACAACACUCAAAGACACCCACAAGGCAUUACAGGAGCAUUAUGGGAACUCAGCAGAGAGUAUGAGUAUGGACAGGACUGUCAUGGACAUAGACAUGACUGAGGGCUCAAGCAAACAUAUUGAUAAAGCAACAGUGAUGGAGGACAUUAGUAGUCAGGAAAUGGACAGACCUGAGCAGAACGGGAGAUACCGACCUCCAAGGACCCAGAUGUUGUUAGAAAAACACAACUCUGUGGUCACAGACAGAGGCAGACAAAAUCUGGACUUUAUGAAAGAGUUGGAUCCCAUAAUUCAGAGUUUUGCUGGUAGAAUGAACCUCAAAGGCCAGACUGGUAAACCACAUGAUACUGAUAAACACCAGCAGGAGAGCCACAGACGAGCAAUGGAUUUAGACAGCCCAGAGUUUGUGGACACCCCUGAUAGACCAGACCUAUAUGCUGACAGUGAAGAACAAAUCUCAGGAAUCAAAGCAAAACUAAACUAUGCCGCUAACCAGGACACACUGGACGACAGCAGGGAAUUGGCCGAUCGGAUCCCAGGAUGCACUGAAACAUCUGUUGAACAUCCCAUGGAAGAGAACAACAGUCUGGAUGCCCCUAAUGUGGGCCAGAAGAUUCAAAAGGACACAAUGAGCUAUCAGAACCAGCUGAGGAAAAUAUGUCCCACUAAGAGAAUACGAGCAUCCAACAACCCAAGAGCACAGCUGGAUUUAGAUAGUCCGGAAAGAGUGAACAGUGAACUUUUGGACAGAGACGACAGCAGAGAGAGGCUGGAAUAUGUUGCGCUUCCUCUGUAGAGAGUAACUUUUUUGCCCAAUAUCUACUUUUUUUAACAUUUUUUUUUUAUUUUGACAGUGUGAUUUUAAUGUCUGUUUGAACUAAUACAUUUUUCUUGGUUUGUUUGUUGAACUUGCAUAAAUAAAUCAUUAUUAAUCGGUUUUACGUUUUAUGAUCUUGUAAGAUGUGAGUAUUAUUGAAAAUAUAUAUAAAUGAUUAUGAAAGCCUCCUUGACUUAAGACACAUUUUGUAAAAAUAAUAAUACUAUUAAAUAAAAUAACAAUACUAUUAAA
Sinocyclocheilus grahami is the source of this 1923-nucleotide messenger RNA. RefSeq lists its product as uncharacterized. The transcript is spliced from 14 exons. Bases 358 to 1650 code for a protein of 430 amino acids. The record is from RefSeq and is a predicted model, not a curated record. NCBI's taxonomy places the organism in Eukaryota, Metazoa, Chordata, Actinopteri, Cypriniformes, Cyprinidae.